GCGCUGCGAGUAUAGCAUGGCUAAUUUUAGUACUGGGGAUCGAAUGAGAAAACCAAAAGGUGAUAGACGAUCUACAGAGAUAUCUCUGGUUAUUCGCCAGACGAUGGAAGCUUGCAUAAUGACACAUUUGAUGCCUCGAUCUCAGAUAGAUAUUUUUGUCCAAGUUCUCCAAGUUGAUGGAGGGACUAGAUCUGCAUAUAUCAAUGCUGCAACUUUGGCCCUUGCAGAUGCUGGGAUUCCUUUGCGGGAUCUUGUUACUUCAUGUAGUGCUGGGUACCUUAAUAGCACUCCUCUGCUUGAUUUGAACUAUGUAGAAGAUAGUGCUGGAGGUCCUGAUGUCACUGUAGGGUUUCUACCUAAGUUGGACAAAGUGACUCUUCUUCAGGUUAUAUUUGAACAUCUGUUCUUAUUUAUUCUUCUCUACAUGUCUUAUAGGUUUAAUUGAGACUCAUUUA
Messenger RNA from Juglans regia (Persian walnut), 455 nucleotides. Its product is annotated as exosome complex component RRP41 homolog. Gene Ontology annotation, biological process: poly(A)-dependent snoRNA 3'-end processing; nuclear mRNA surveillance; rRNA catabolic process. The transcript is spliced from 5 exons. The record is from RefSeq and is a predicted model, not a curated record. Gene Ontology annotation, cellular component: nuclear exosome (RNase complex); nucleolus; cytoplasmic exosome (RNase complex). NCBI's taxonomy places the organism in Eukaryota, Viridiplantae, Streptophyta, Magnoliopsida, Fagales, Juglandaceae. Bases 17 to 445 code for a protein of 142 amino acids.